AUGGAGAGUGAUGGCGGCGAGCUCACCCAACGUACUGAUGCCCCCUCUCGUCUGCUCCCCGCUCCUAACAUUUCGCCCCUCACGGCUGCAGCGACCCAGAAUGUCCUGGAUCCGCGGCGUGUCGGCAAGCAAAACUCGGGCUUCUCCGACGAUGACAUUUCCGACAUCAUCUGCCUCCUCUACCCAUACUCCCCCUUUGCCCGCCAAGAGGUCCUCCGCAUAGCCCAACACGACGCCACCCACAUCCUCGGUCGCGAACAGGCCGCCGCCAUCGAGCCCGACUAUGACCAGGAGCACCAGGCCGACAACUUCCAGCUUGCGCCACCGAACACGGGUGAUUAUGCCCUCAUCCUGAGGCUGUCGACGCUGGUCAAGGAUCCGCUGCAGGGGUUUCAGUUUGGCCGGAACGCGUCGCGAUGCGAUGUGUGCUUCAGCAAUGACCCUAUGAAGAGACUAUCCAAUGUCCACUUUCGGAUCUACGUGAACAAGUAUGGUGUCGUCAUGCUGGAGGACCAGUCCACGAACGGGACCUUUGUGGAUUCCAAUCUUCUGAGGGGCAAGAAUCCGAACGACAAGAUGGAUGUGCGGCGGACAUUGAGUCACGGCUCCAAGAUCAAGAUCCUGAUGCAUUCCGAGCAGCAGGAUCUGGAGUUCCUUGUUCGGAUACCCAAGCGCGAGGGGGAGUACGACAGAGCCUGGAUCCGGAAUCUGGAAGACUACUUUGAGCGCAUCGACGAUCUGCAGAAAGAGGCUGCCGAAACAGUGGUACCUACCCCAGGAGGCGGGCAUCCCGAUCUCUUCUCUUCGCCCAAAAAUCGACCGCCGCCGGCGCAGCCGCCCAAGAGGAUACCACUUCCGUCCGGCACGACCCAGGAGAACGUAGACCGGUUUCCGCGGGAGUGGCGUGGCUCGAACAAGUACAAUAAGGUCGGCCAGAUCGGCAAGGGCGCCUUCGCUAUCGUCCACAAGGUCACGUCCAAGUUCGACGGCAAACCUUACGCGGCGAAAGAGCUGGAGAAGCGGCGGUUCAUGAAGAAUGGAGUUCUGGACCAGAAGGUCGAGAACGAGAUGAGAAUCAUGCAGAAAAAUAACGUGGUCCGCUACAUCGAGCAUUUUGAUUGGGAGAAUCGCUUGCUCAUCAUCAUCAUGGAGUUUGUCCCCGGAGGUGACCUCGGCAGGCUCGUCGCUGAAAGGGGCAUCCUUCCCGAAGUGUUGGUCCAGCGUAUGGCCACCCAGCUGCUGAGCGCCAUGGACUACCUACACGAGAACAACAUUACGCAUCGAGAUGUGAAGCCCGACAAUAUCUUGGUCCAGUCGAUCGAUCCCUUUGAAGUCAAGCUGACCGACUUUGGCCUUUCCAAGAUGGUCGAUAACGAGCAGACCUUUCUGCGCACCUUCUGUGGCACACUCCUCUAUUGUGCGCCGGAGGUAUACUCCGAGUAUCUCGAAUACGAUGACCAUGGAUUCCGACAACCCCGGGGUAAGUCGCGGCGAGCCCCUCCUGGUCAACGUUACGACCAUGCUAUCGACAUCUGGUCCCUCGGCGGUGUUCUCUUUUACGCCCUCACGGGCAAGCCACCGUAUCCCGUGCGGAAUGGUAUCAGUUACUCGGAGUUGCUACAUCAAAUCAUGACCACGAAUCUCAACACUGAGCCAUUGGUCGAGGCAGGGGUAUCAGACGACGCAAUAGGCUUUCUCGGCUCUAUGCUGCAACGCCGCCCAGAACACCGGGCGACAGUGCACGAUCUACAAGGCGACCCCUGGCUCGGCGGGCAGAAGCGUCCAGAGGAUGCGGAGUCUUUGGACGAGGUUACGGAUGACGACGAGAGCGACCUGCAGGUUGGAGCUUCGCAGCUGAGCAUUCAGGAGGGGCAGAGCAGACGUCUUCCGCACGAGCCUCAAUUCGAAGAAGUAAUCGACGAUGUCCUAGACGAUUUUCUAGCCGAGGAUUCGGAAAAGGAGAACGAGGAUGAGAAUGGAACAUUUGGCCGUCCGGGCGCCGGCCCAAAGCUAUUUGGUGAGGUAAAUGUCUCAGCCGUUGGGAGCUCGGGGGUCAUACCGGAGGGCCGCCUGAACAUAUCACUCCCCGGCUCCUCUCACAAUGCACCCGAAGACAGCAUGGAGACGGAGAUAUUGGAUAGCCAAGGGUCUCAUGAAGCUUCGACCAUCGGCGGACAUUCAAACAACGGCGCCCGCCUUUCUCUGUCAAGGACAAACGGCCAGUCCAACGACCAGCUGCACAGUCUGGUGGAGAACGUUCGGUCACAAAGCCUAGGGGCAUCCGAAUCAGUCAUUCUCGACACGACCAUGAAGACUGCCAACGAUUCAGGCGUUAACGACAGCUAUUGGACCGCGAGCAAACGCAAACCCGCAUACGAUACGAGUGACGAGUUUGAGGAGUCAAGGCCGGGGAAACCGGUCGUCAAGCGGCUUCGGUCAGAGGGCAAUAUCGAGGCCCUUGCCGAUCAGGCUAUGGAGGAGUUUACGCUUCUGGCUUCUGUACCGCUCGUCGAGAGACUGAAGUCUGGCCGACAGAUUGAUGGUCCCCAGGACAAAACGUUUUUCUGGGAGGGACAGAACAUGGGAACUUGGCAUCUCGACUAUCCAGAAAUGACCGAGUUACAGCGACAAGUAUUCACGCAAGCCGCCGAGAGUCGCAAGGAGGUGUUUGCGCCAGGCAAAUCAGGUCUCUGGGAUCUGGCCAUGAAAUACUUCCCUCCUCAUCAGGGUGGUCUCGGGGACACGGAGCAGCCAGUACUUCUGAACCCUGACGACAGGCCGCGCACCCUGCAACGCGAUGUGAGGACCAUGGCGGAACUCAGAGAAGCGAGCGCUCCACCACCGACAGCGCCGCCACCGGAAGAGGAUGAUCUGCCAGACACGCUACCUCCCGAGACCCAACGGAUUGUGCCCAUCAUUGAUGACGAGGUGCCCCAGCGUGCGUUGGCGGUGCUGGAAUCCUCGCCUGGCUCUGUGGUGUCUGGCAUCUCCGUUCCCGUGCGAAAUACAUUUGUGUCCUGGGGCAGGGGGCCUGAGAAUACAGCCGUGUACACACCGAAGACUGAACUUCGGGUUCCGAAAUAUGCCGUCAAGAUACUGCUGUGGACAGAAGAGCUUGAGCCAACCAGACGGCAUGCCAGCAAGACUGUACACCCCUGGGACAGACAAGACGUGGACCCUACCAAGUAUGGAUUUUACCUUUCGACGAAAGCGACCAUCGGCAUCCACGUCAACGGCUGUCACCUCCCCUCGCCGCGGCCGGGAUCAUCUUCGCUGCACUGGAUUCAACUACACGACGCGCUUCGUCACAGCCGCGCACGACCCCCGGGCCCGCCGCGCAUCAUCUCAUCCUCUACGGCGCGCCGCCUUGAAGAGGCGUCGAGCAAGGCGGAGCGGCGCGCGAGGACGGACGCAGAGCGCCAGCGCCGCCUGGGCGACGCGGACCGCGACUUUGCCGAGCGCAAGGCGAGAAUCGACCGUGAGAGGGAGAGGACCAUGAUUUUCGAGAGGAGGGUGCUGGAGGCGAGGGACAUGCUCAUCGCUGUCAAGGCGGGGGCGUCGCGGAGAGAUUCGCCCGCCAGCGCGCCGGCAACGACAAUCGCAAGGGGCCUGACGCCGUUGGGGGCGCCUUCGCCCAGGCUGGGUAGGGCGACUCCGGAGGUCUGA
This is a messenger RNA of Verticillium dahliae VdLs.17, 3666 nucleotides long. Its product is annotated as meiosis-specific serine/threonine-protein kinase MEK1. NCBI's taxonomy places the organism in Eukaryota, Fungi, Ascomycota, Sordariomycetes, Glomerellales, Plectosphaerellaceae. Gene Ontology annotation, molecular function: protein serine/threonine kinase activity; protein binding; ATP binding. The transcript is spliced from 4 exons. The record is from RefSeq and is a predicted model, not a curated record. Gene Ontology annotation, cellular component: cytoplasm. Bases 1 to 3666 code for a protein of 1221 amino acids. Gene Ontology annotation, biological process: peptidyl-serine phosphorylation; autophagy.